Linum trigynum is the source of this 8349-nucleotide messenger RNA. The record is from the annotation of a GenBank genome assembly. Lineage: Eukaryota; Viridiplantae; Streptophyta; Magnoliopsida; Malpighiales; Linaceae.
CGAUGAUUGAGUCCAUUAAGCACCGAUUUAGGCAGAUUUAUUCCGGGUGAAUUUUUGGCAGAUUCCAAAGGGGUACCAUCACAGAUUUCGGGCGAUUUAUCCGAAAAUGCCAUUUUCUUUCGAUUCUGGAGGCUACAGAUCACAGAAUCAGGCCUAGGCUAUUCUCCACCGAUAAUGAAGUUUAUUGAUCCUAUUCUCUGGGGAUGAUAAGUCAGUUAAGCAUCAAUUUGGGGGAAAAAAAUUUCUGAUGGCAUUUUCGUAAUUUCUUGAGCGGCGAAAGGCCAUUUUCUUUGGAUAUUGAAUGCUACAGAUCACGGAUUCGCCCUGAGGCUAUUCUCCAACGAUGAUUGAGUCCAUUAAGCACCGAUUUGGGCAGAUUUAUUCCGGGUGAAUUUUUGGCAGAUUCCAAAGGGGUACCAUCACAGAUUUCGGGCGAUUUAUCCGAAAUGCCAUUUUCUUUCGAUUCUGGAGGCUACAGAUCACGGAAUCAGGCCUAGGCUAUUCUCUACCGAUAAUGAAGUCUAUUGAUCCUAUUCUCUAGGGAUGAUAAGUCCGUUAAGCAUCAAUUUGAGCCAAUUUAUUUUCGUAUGACAUUUUCGUAAUUGCUUGGCGACGAAAGGCCAUUUUCUUUGGAUAUUGAAGGCUACAGAUCACGGAUUCCUCCUGAGGCUAUUCUCCAACGAUGAUUGAGUCCAUUAAGCACCGAUUUGGCCAGAUUUAUUCCGGGUGAAUUUUUGGCAGAUUCCAAAGGGGUACAAUCACAUAUUUCGGGCGAUUUAUCCGAAAUGCCAUUUUAUUUCGAUUCUAGAGGCUACAAAUCACGGAAUCAGGCCGAGGCUAUUCUCCACCGAUAAUGAAGUUUAUUGAUCUUAUUCUCUAGGGAUGAUAAGUCCGUUAAGCAUCAAUUUGGGAAAAUUUAUUUUCGGAUGGCAUUUUCAUUAUUUCUUGAGCGACGAAAGGUCAUUUUCUUAGGAUAUUGAAGGCUACAGAUCACGGAUUCGCCCUGAGGCUGUUCUCCAACGAUGAUUGAGUCCAUUAAGCACCGAUUUGGGCAGAUUUAUUCCGUGUCAAUUUUUAGCAGAUUCCAAAGGGGUACAAUCACAUAUUUCGGGCGAUUUAUCCGAAAUGCCAUUUUCUUUCGAUUCUGGAGGCUACAGAUCACGGAAUCAGGCCGAGGCUAUUCUCCACCGAUAAUGAAGUUUAUUGAUCUUAUUCUCUAGGGAUGAUAAGUCCGUUAAGCAUCAAUUUGGGAAAAUUUAUUUUCGGAUGGCAUUUUCAUUAUUUCUUGAGCGACGAAAGGUCAUUUUCUUAGGAUAUUGAAGGCUACAGAUCACGGAUUCCUCCUGAGGCUAUUCUCCAACGAUGAUUGAGUCCAUUAAGCACCGAUUUGGGCAGAUUUAUUCCGGGUGAAUUUUUGGCAGAUUCCAAAGGGGUACAAUCACAUAUUUCGGGCGAUUUAUCCGAAAUGCCAUUUUCUUUCGAUUCUGGAGGCUACAGAUCACGGAAUCAGGCCGAGGCUAUUCUCCAACGAUAAUGAAGUUUAUUGAUCCUAUUCUCUAGGGAUGAUAAGUCCGUUAAGCAUCAAUUUUGGGGGAAAAAAAUUCGGAUGGCAUUUUCGUAAUUUCUUGAGCGACGAAAGGCCAUUUUCUUUGGAUAUUGAAGGCUACAGAUCACGGAUUCGCCCUGAGGCUAUUUUCCAACGAUGAUUGAGUCCAUUAAGCACCGAUUUAGGCAGAUUUAUUCCGGGUGAAUUUUUGGCAGAUUCCAAAGGUGUACCAUCACAGAUUUCGGGCGAUUUAUCCGAAAAUGCCAUUUUCUUUCGAUUCUGGAGGCUACAGAUCACAGAAUCAGGCCUAGGCUAUUCUCCACCGAUAAUGAAGUCUAUUGAUCCUAUUCUCUAGGGAUGAUAAGUCCGUUAAGCAUCAAUUUGGGCCAAUUUAUUUUCGUAUGACAUUUUCGUAAUUGCUUGGCGACGAAAGGCCAUUUUCUUUGGAUAUUGAAGGCUACAGAUCACGGAUUCUGCCUGAGGCUAUUCUCCAACGAUGAUUGAGUCCAUUAAGCACCGAUUUGGGCGGAUUUAUUCCGGGUGAAUUUUUGGCAAAUUCCAAAGGGGUACCAUCACAGAUUUCGGGCGAUUUAUCCGAAAUGCCAUUUUCUUUCGAUUCUGGAGGCUACAGAUCACGGAAUCAAGCCGAGGCUAUUCUCCACCGAUAAUGAAGUCUAUUGAUCAUAUUCUCCACGGAUGAUAAGUCCGUUAAGCAUCAAUUUUGGCCAAUUUAUUUUUGGAUGGCAUUUUCGUAAUUUCUUGAGCGACGAAAGGCCAUUUUCUUUGGAUAUUGAAGGCUACAGAUCACGGAUUCGCCCUGAGGCUAUUCUCCAACGAUGAUUGAGUCCAUUAAGCACCGAUUUGGGCAGAUUUAUUCCGGGUUAAUUUUUGGCAGAUUCCAAAGGGGUACCAUCACAGAUUUCGGGCGAUUUAUCCGAAAUGCCAUUUUCUUUCGAUUCUAGAGGCUACAGAUCACGGAAUCAGGCCUAGGCUAUUCUCCACCGAUAAUGAAGUUAAUUGAUCCUAUUCUCUAGGGAUGAUAAGUCCGUUAAGCAUCAUUUUGGGAAAAUAUAUUUUCGGAUGGCAUUUUCAUAAUUUCUUGAGCGUUGAAAGGCCAUUUUCUUUUGAAAAUGAAGGCUACAGAUCACGGAUUCGCCCUGAGGCUAUUCUCCAACGAUGUUUGAGUCCAUUAAGCACCGAUUUGGGCAGAUUUAUUCUGGGUGAAUUUUUGGCAGAUUCCAAAGGGGUAACAUCAAAGAUUUUGGACGAUUUAUCCGAAAAUGCCAUUUUCUUUCGAUUCUGGAGGCUACUGAUCACGGAAUUAAGCCGAGGCUAUUCUCCACCGAUAAUGAAGUCUAUUGAUCCUAUUCUCCAAGGAUGAUAAGUCCGUUAAGCAUCAAUUUGGGCCAAUUUAUUUUCUGAUGGCAUUUUCGUAAUUUCUUGAGCGACGAAAGGCCAUUUUCUUUGGAUAUUGAAGGCUACAGAUCACGGAUUCGCCCUGAGGCUAUUCUCCAACGAUGAUUGAGUCCAUUAAGCACCGAUUUGGGCAGAUUUAUUCCGGGUGAAUUUUUGGCAAAUUCCAAAGGGGUACCAUCAUAGAUUUCGGGCGAUUUAUCCGAAAUGCCAUUUUCUUUCGAUUCUGGAGGCUACAGAUCACGGAAUCAAGCCGAGGCUAUUCUCCACCGAUAAUGAAGUCUAUUGAUCCUAUUCUCCACGGAUGAUAAGUCCGUUAAGCAUCAAUUUGGGCCAAUUUAUUUUUUGAUGGCAUUUUCGUAAUUUCUUGAGCGACGAAAGGCCAUUUUCUUUCGAUAUUGAAGGCUACAGAUCACGGAUUCGCCCUGAGCCUAUUCUCCAACGAUGAUUGAGUCCAUUAAGCACCGAUUUGGGCAGAUUUAUUCCGGGUGAAUUUUUGGCAGAUUCCAAAGGGGAAUCACAGAUUUCGGGCGAUUUAUCCGAAAUGCCAUUUUCUUUCGAUUCUGGAGGCUACGGAUCACGGAAUCAGGCCGAGGCUAUUCUCCACCGAUAAUGAAGUUAAUUGAUCCUAUUCUCUAGGGAUGAUAAGUCCGUUAAGCAUCAUUUUGGGAAAAUAUAUUUUCGGAUGGCAUUUUCGUAAUUUCUUGAGCGUUGAAAUGCCAUUUUCUUUGGAUAUUGAAGGCUACAGAUCACGGAUUCGCCCUGAGGCUAUUCUCCAACGAUGUUUGAGUCCAUUAAGAACCGAUUUGGGCAGAUUUAUUCCGGGUGAAUUUUUGGCAGAUUCCAAAGGGGUACCAUCACAGAUUUCGCGCGAUGUAUCCGAAAAUGCCAUUUUCUUUCGAUUCUGGAGGCUACAGAUCACGGAAUCAGGCCUAGGCUAUUCUCCACCGAUAAUGAUGUUUAUUGAUCCUAUUCUCUAGGGAUGAUAAGUCCGUUAAGAAACAAUUUGGGAAAAUUUAUUUUCGGAUGGCAUUUUCGUAAUUUCUUGAGCGACGAAAGACCAUUUUCUUUGGAUAUUGAAUGCUACAGAUUACGGAUUCGCCCUGAGGCUAUUCUCCAACGAUGAUUGUGUCCAUUAAGCACCGAUUUGGGCAGAUUUAUUCCGGUGAAUUUUUGGCAGAUUCCAAAGGUGUAACAUCACAGAUUUUGGGCGAUUUAUCCGAAAUGCCAUUUUCUUUCGAUUCUGGAGGCUACUGAUCACGGAAUCAGGCCGAGGCUAUUCUCCACCGAUAAUGAAAUUUAUUGAUCCUAUUCUCUAGGGAUGACAAGUCCGUUAAUCAUCAAUUUGGGAAAAGUUAUUUUCGGAUGGCAUUUUCGUAUUUUCUUGAGCGACGAAAGGCCAUUUUCUUUGGAUAUUGAAGGCUACAGAUCACGGAUUCGCCCUGAGGCUAUUCUCCAACGAUGAUUGAGUCCAUUAACCACCGAUUUGGGCAGAUUUAUUCCUGGUGAAUUUUUGGCAGAUUCCAAAGGGGUACCAUCACAGAUUUCGGGCGAUUUAUCCGAAAUGCCAUUUUCUUUCUAUUCUGGAGGCUACAGAUCACGGAAUCAGGCCUAGGCGAUUCUCCACCGAUAAUGAAGUCUAUUGAUCCUAUUCUCUAGGGAUGAUAAGUCCGUUAAGCAUCAAUUUGGGCCAAUUUAUUUUCGGAUGGCAUUUUCGUAAUUUCUUGAGCGACGAAAAGCCAUUUUCUUUAGAUAUUGAAGGCUACAGAUCACGGAUUCGCGCUGAGGCUAUUCUCCAACGAUGAUUGAGUCCAUUAAGCACCGAUUUGGGCAGAUUAAUUCCGGGUGAAUUUUUGGCAGAUUCCAAAGGGGUACCAUCACAGAUUUCGGGCGAUUUAUCCGAAAUGCCAUUUUCUUUCGAUUCUGGAGGCUACAGAUUACUGAAUCAGGUCUAGGCUAUUCUGCACCGAUAAUGAAGUCUAUUGAUCCCAUUCUCUAGGGAUGAUAAGUCCGUUAAGCAUCAAUUUGGGCCAAUUUAUUUUCGGAUGGCAUUUUCAUAAUUUCUUGAGCGACGAAAGGCUAUUUUCUUAGGAUAUUGAAGGCUACAGAUCACGGAUUCGCCCUGAGGCUAUUCUCCAACGAUGAUUGAGUACAUUAAGCACCGAUUUGGGCAGAUUUAUUCCUGAUCAAUUUUUGGCAGAUUCCAAAGGGGUACCAUCACAGCUUUCGGGCGAUUUAUCCGAAAUGCCAUUUUCUUUCGAUUCUGGAGGCUACAGAUCACGGAAUCAGGCCCAGGCUAUUUUCCAACGAUAAUGAAGUUUAUUGAUCCUAUUCUCUAGGGAUGAUAAGUCCGUUAAGCAUCAAUUUUGGGGGGGAAAAAUCGGAUGGCAUUUUCGUAAUUUCUUGAGCGACGAAAGGCCAUUUUCUUUGGAUAUUGAAGGCUACAGAUCACGGAUUCGCCCUGAGGCUAUACUCCAACGAUGAUUGAGUCCAUUAAGCACCGAUUUGGGCAGAUUUAUUCCGGGUGAAUUUUUGGCAGAUUCCAAAGGGGUACCAUCACAGAUUUCGGGCGAUUUAUCCGAAAUGCCAUUUUCUUUCGAUUCUGGAGGCUACAGAUCACGGAAUCAGGCCUAGGCUAUUCUCCACCGAUAAUGAAGUCUAUUGAUCCUAUUCUCUAGGGAUGAUAAGUCCGUUAAGCAUCAAUUUGGGCCAAUUUAUUUUCGUAUGACAUUUUCGUAAUUUCUUGGCGACGAAAGGCCAUUUUCUUUGGAUAUUGAAGGCUACAGAUCACGGAUUCCGCCUGAGGCUAUUCUCCAACGAUGAUUGAGUCCAUUAAGCACCGAUUUGGGCGGAUUUAUUUCGGGUCAAUAUUUGGCAGAUUCCAAAGGGGGUACCAUCACAGAUUUAGGGCGAUUUAUCCGAAAUGCCAUUUUCUUUCGAUUCUGGAGGCUACAGAUCACGAAAUCAAGCAGAAGCUAUUCUCCACCGAUAAUGAAGUCUAUUGAUCCUAUUCUCCACGGAUGAUAAGUCCGUUAAGCAUCAAUUUGGGUCAAUUUAUUUUCGGAUGGCAUUUUCGUCAUUUCUUGAGCGACGAAAGGCCAUUUUCUUUGGAUAUUGAAUGCUACAGAUCACGGAUUCGCCCUGAGGCUAUUCUCCAACGAUGAUUGAGUCCAUUAAUCACCGAUUUGGGCAGAUUUAUUCCGGGUGAAUUUUUGGCAGAUUCCAAAGGGGUACCAUCACAGAUUUCGGGCGAUUUAUCCGAAAUGCCAUUUUCUUUCGAUUCUGGAGGCUACAGAUCACGGAAUCAAGCCGAGGCUAUUCUCCACCGAUAAUGAAGUCUAUUGAUCCUAUUCUCCACGGAUGAUAAGUCCGUUAAGCAUCAAUUUGGAAAAAUGUAUUUUCGGAUGACAUUUUCGUAAUUUCUUGAGCGACGAAAGGCCAUUUUCUUUGGAUAUUGAAUACUACAGAUCACGGAUUCGCCCUGAGGCUAUUCUCCAACGAUGAUUGAGUCCAUUAAGCACCGAUUUGGGCAGAUUUAUUCCGGGUUAAUUUUUGGCAGAUUCCAAAGAGAAACCAUCACAGAUUUUGGGCGAUUUUUCCGAAAUGCCAUUUUCUUUCGAUUCUCGAGGCUACAGAUCACGGAAUCAAGCCGAGGCUAUUCUCCACCGAUAAUGAUGUCUAUUGAUCCUAUUCUCCAUGGAUGAUAAGUCCGUUAAGCAUCAAUUUGGGAAAAUUUAUUUUCGGAUGGCAUUUUCGUAUUUUCUUGAGCGACGAAAGGCCAUUUUCUUUGGAUAUUGAAUGCUACAGAUCACGGAUUCGCCCUGAGGCUAUUCUCCAACAAUGAUUGAGUCCAUAAAGCACCGAUUUGAGCAGAUUUAUUCCGGGUGAAUUUUUGGCAGAUUCCAAAGGGGUACCAUCACAGAUUUGGGGCGAUUUAUCCUAAAUGCCAUUUUCUUUCGAUUCUGGAGGCUACAGAUCACGGAAUCAGGUCUAGGCUAUUCUCCACCGAUAAUGAAGUCUAUUGAUCCUAUUCUCUAGGGAUGAUAAGUCCGUUAAGCAUCAAUUUGGGCCAAUUUAUUUUCGUAUGACAUUUUCGUAAUUUCUUGGCGACGAAAGGCCAUUUUCUUUGGAUAUUGAAGGCUACAGAUCACGGAUUCCGCCUGAGGCUAUUCUCCAACGAUGAUUGAGUCCAUUAAGCACCGAUUUGGGCGGAUUUAUUCCGGGUUAAUUUUUGGCAGAUUCCAAAGGGGUACCAUCACAGAUUUCGGGCGAUUUAUCCGAAAUGCCAUUUUCUUUCGAUUCUGGAGGCUACAGAUCACGGAAUCAAGCCGAGGCUAUUCUCCACCGAUAAUGAAGUCUAUUGAUCCUAUUCUCCACGGAUGAUAAGUCCGUUAAGCAUCAAUUUGGGUCAAUUUAUUUUCGGAUGGCAUUUUCGUAAUUUCUUGAGCGACGAAAGGCCAUUUUCUUUGGAUAUUGGAGGCUAUAGAUCAUGGAUUCGCCCUGAGGAUAUUCUCCAAUGAUGAUUGAGUCCAUUAAGCACCGAUUUGGGCGGACAAAUUUCCGGGUGAAUUUUUGGCAUAUUCCAAAGGGGUACCAUCACAGAUUUCGGGCGAUUUAUCAGAAAUGCCAUUUUCUUUCGAUUCUGGAGGCUCCAGAUCACGGAAUCAGGCCGAGGCUAUUCUCCACCGAUAAUGAAGUUUAUUGAUCCUAUUCUCUAGGGAUGAUAAGUCCGUUAAGCAUCAAUUUUGGGGGGAAAAAAUUCGGAUGGCAUUUUCGUAAUUUCUUGAGCGACGAAAGGCCAUUUUCUUUGGAUAUUGAAGGCUACAGAUCACGGAUUCGCCCUGAGGCUAUUCUCCAACGAUGAUUGAGUCCAUUAAGCACCGAUUUGGGAGGAUUUAUUUCUGGUCAAUUUUUGGCAGAUUCCAAAGGGGUACCAUCACAGAUUUCGGGCGAUUUAUCCGAAAAUGCCAUUUUCUUUCGAUUCUGGAGGCUACAUAUCACAAAAUCAGGCCUAGGCUAUUCUCCACCGAUAAUGAAGUUUAUUGAUCCUAUUCUCUUGGGAUGAUAAGUCCGUUAAGCAUCAAUUUGGGAAAAUUUAUUUUCAGAUGGCAUUUUCGUAAUUUCUUGAGCGACGAAAGACCAUUUUCUUUGGAUAUUGAAGGCUACAGAUCACGGAUUCGCCCUGAGGCUAUUCUCCAACGAUGAUUGAGUCCAUUAAGCACCGAUUUGGGCAGAUUUAUUCCGGGUAAAUUUUUGGCAGAUUCCAAAGGGGUACAUCACAGAUUUCGGGCGAUUUAUCCGAAAUGCCAUUUUCUUUCGAUUCUGGAGGCUACAGAUCACGGAAUCAGGCCUAGGCUAUUCUCCACCGAUAAUGAAGUCUAUUGAUCCUA